Messenger RNA from Octodon degus (degu), 2481 nucleotides. It is a transcript of the gene Prpf4, whose product is annotated as pre-mRNA processing factor 4. The record is from RefSeq and is a predicted model, not a curated record. The transcript is spliced from 14 exons. Lineage: Eukaryota; Metazoa; Chordata; Mammalia; Rodentia; Octodontidae. The coding region runs from base 13 to 1578 and encodes 521 amino acids. Gene Ontology annotation, cellular component: U4/U6 x U5 tri-snRNP complex. Gene Ontology annotation, biological process: mRNA splicing, via spliceosome. Gene Ontology annotation, molecular function: U6 snRNA binding; protein binding; U4 snRNA binding.
CCGGAGCCCAGAAUGGCUUCUUCACGAGCCUCCUCCACGGCAACCAAAACUAAAGCACCUGAUGACCUUGUUGCUCCAGUUGUGAAGAAACCACACAUCUACUAUGGAAGUUUGGAAGAGAAGGAAAGAGAACGCCUUGCCAAGGGAGAGUCUGGGAUUUUGGGAAAAGAAGGACUUAAAGCAGGCAUUGAAGCAGGAAAUAUUAACAUAACUUCUGGAGAAGUGUUUGAAAUUGAAGAACACAUCAGUGAGAGACAGGCAGAAGUGUUGGCUGAGUUUGAGAGAAGGAAGCGAGCUCGACAAAUCAACGUUUCCACAGAUGAUUCAGAAGUCAAGGCAUGCCUCAGAGCCCUGGGGGAACCCAUCACACUUUUUGGAGAGGGCCCUGCUGAAAGAAGAGAAAGGUUAAGAAACAUUCUCUCAGUGGUUGGUACUGAUGCCUUAAAAAAGACAAAAAAAGAUGAUGAGAAAUCUAAGAAGUCCAAAGAAGAGUAUCAGCAAACAUGGUAUCAUGAAGGGCCAAACAGCCUGAAGGUGGCUAGACUAUGGAUUGCUAAUUAUUCACUGCCCAGGGCAAUGAAACGCUUGGAAGAGGCCCGUCUCCAUAAAGAGAUUCCUGAGACAACUAGAACAUCCCAGAUGCAAGAACUGCACAAAUCCCUCAGAUCUUUGAAUAAUUUCUGCAGCCAAAUUGGAGAUGAUCGGCCUAUCUCUUACUGUCACUUUAGUCCUAAUUCCAAAAUGCUGGCCACAGCUUGUUGGAGUGGGCUUUGCAAGCUCUGGUCUGUUCCUGAUUGUAACCUCCUUCACACUCUUCGAGGCCAUAAUACAAAUGUAGGAGCGAUUGUAUUUCAUCCCAAGUCCACUGUCUCCUUGGACCAAAAGGAUGUCAACCUGGCUUCUUGUGCUGCUGAUGGUUCCGUGAAGCUUUGGAGUCUUGACAGUGAUGAACCAGUGGCAGAUAUUGAAGGCCAUACUGUACGUGUGGCCCGUGUAAUGUGGCAUCCAUCAGGACGCUUCUUGGGCACCACCUGCUAUGAUCGCUCAUGGCGCUUAUGGGAUUUGGAGGCUCAAGAGGAGAUCCUGCAUCAGGAGGGCCACAGCAUGGGUGUAUAUGACAUUGCCUUCCAUCAAGAUGGCUCUUUAGCAGGCACUGGGGGACUGGAUGCUUUUGGUCGAGUUUGGGACCUGCGUACAGGACGUUGCAUCAUGUUCCUAGAAGGCCAUCUAAAGGAAAUCUAUGGAAUAAGCUUCUCCCCUAAUGGCUACCACAUUGCAACAGGCAGUGGUGACAACACCUGCAAAGUGUGGGACCUCCGGCAGCGGCGCUGCAUCUAUACGAUCCCUGCCCAUCAGAACUUAGUGACUGGGGUCAAGUUUGAGCCUAUCCAUGGGAACUUCUUGCUCACCGGCGCCUACGACAACACAGCCAAGAUCUGGACCCACCCUGGCUGGUCCCCACUGAAGACCCUGGCAGGCCACGAAGGCAAAGUGAUGGGCCUGGACAUUUCUUCUGAUGGGCAGCUCAUAGCCACGUGCUCAUAUGAUAGGACCUUCAAACUCUGGAUGGCUGAAUAGGCAAGUCCAUGGCAGAAGAACUCACCUCAGGCUGCCCUUUAGGAGCCAUAUUCUUCAAAAGAAAAGAAUUGAUGCAUUUUAUUUGUUCUAUCAUGUUUCCUGCCAAUUAGCAAGUAUAGAUGCUCAGUAGAAUUGAUUUUCCUAUGGACUGGGGAGAUGGCUUAGUAGAGUAAGUGCUUGCCUGGCAAGCACAAGGACCUGAGUUCAAGCCCCGGUUCCACUAAAAAAGAAAUUUCCUGUCAGCUCCCAAGUGGGCAGCCUAGCCCUACAUGAUGGCAAACCCCUUUUGAGGUUGAAAAUUAAAUUCUCAUCUUCAGGCCUUUCAGAGAACUAUAUAGACAUGAUUUUUAUUAAUUACAUUUAAAUGUUCUACCAUCUUCCUCACAGCACUCAAAAUUGUGACUACUAUCCAUUUUUAGUUCUCAAAAACUUGCUUUUCAUGGCGCAUGCCUCAGGACUGCACGUGAGCCAUCCAGCGAGCAAGCUGUCUGGACUGUAUUCUGGAAACCCAGGAAGAGUGUCUUACCACUCACUGGUUGAACAGUGCCUGACCUGACAGUGAGCCCCAUUCAUCAGAAUGAGAAGUGAGGCAGCAGACUGCAGCUAAACUGGUGAUCAUGCAGGAAAGAAGCCUGGACACUUGCUGUAGAAUUUACUUGAAGUGCUGAUUGCAUCAGGAAACUUGGAACCAAGCAUUGGUUAGAAGACGUCUUUCAAGUUUGGCAUUCUUCCUGUUACCCUAAAGCGCAGCCACUGUGUCAGGAUUCAAAGAAAUUUUUGGAAUUGUACAGCUCUGUUGUACAGCUUCCUUUCAGAUGGUUAAAGGAUGUACUUCAUGUAUUAAAGGGUACUUCAUGUCAAAAAUAACAAAAACAUCUCUAGUGGGCAUUCCUACAUAUGAAC